Molecule: messenger RNA, 588 nt
Organism: Juglans regia (Persian walnut)
Lineage: Eukaryota; Viridiplantae; Streptophyta; Magnoliopsida; Fagales; Juglandaceae
Exons: 1
Coding region: 1-588 (195 amino acids)
Source: RefSeq, a predicted model, not a curated record
AUGGCUAAGGAGAGGUUGACUAUGUUAUGGGAAGGUCUCAAACUCACAGAGGAAGAGGAACAGGUGGUUCUUCUCUCUGAUCAAUCCCUGCAAGAGGCAGAUUUGAAGGGGAAACACUGCCUCAUGUCUCUAGUUACAUCUGAUAAGCUGAUCAACAUUGAAGCUUUCAAAACAACUAUGGCAUUGGUAUGGAGGUUGGAAGGAUGGGUGGAGUUCCUGGUGACUGGUGACAACUCCUUUCUCAUUGAGUUCCAAAUCUUGGUAGAUAAGGAGAAAGUCUUAAAAGGUCGUCCGUGGACUUUUGAUCAUUUUCUGGUUGCUCCGCAAGAAGUAGAUGGCAACCUCCCUCAUAAUGCCAUCUCCUUUACUCAUGAGUCGUUCUGGGUGCAACUCCAUAACAUGCCUUUAGCAGGUAUGAACCGGGAGUAUGGGAAGCUUGUUGCAUCUACAAUUGGCAAUGUGCUCUCUGUCGAAGUGAAAGAAGAUGGGACGGGUUGGGGAAGGAGCCUUCGUGUGAAAGCUGAGGUGAAUCUCACAAAAGCCUUGGUGAGUGGUAGAUGGGUGCAAGGUGGUGACCAGAGGACAUAG